Molecule: messenger RNA, 1338 nt
Organism: Spea bombifrons (plains spadefoot toad)
Lineage: Eukaryota; Metazoa; Chordata; Amphibia; Anura; Pelobatidae
Gene: FAM43B
Product: family with sequence similarity 43 member B
Exons: 1
Coding region: 31-963 (310 amino acids)
Source: RefSeq, a predicted model, not a curated record
CUCUGCCCUGGCCAAGGACCCUUGCCAAGCAUGCUGCCCUGGAGGAGAAACAAGUUCGUCCUGGUCAAGACAGAGAAGAAGGGCAAAGCUCUGAGUUACUCCUCUGCCCUGUCCUUGUUCCUGCGUUCCUGCCCUGACCUCCUGCCCCAGUUGCCCCUGGGCAGUGUCUUCAGCCCCAGGAAGCAGAAGGUGGAGCUGAAUAAAGAAGAGCCAUCUUACACGGUGUGGUACCUGGGCAAUGCUGUGACCCUCCAGGCCAAAGGAGAAGGCUGCACCCAGGACUGUGUCCAGAAGAUCUGGCAGAAGAGUGAGUUUGGGGGCUUCAGCACCAAAAUGAAGAUGACUUUGGGGGGUUUUGGGAUCAGGAUGACCCCCUGCCCCAGGGGCUCCAGGAAAGCGGUGCAUUCCUACCUGCUGCACAGGAUCACCCACUGCUCAGCAGACUCUGGCCACCCAAAGGUCUUCUCCUGGGUCUACAGGCACCAGAUCAAGAACAAGGCUGUGGUGCUGAGGUGCCAUGCUGUGCUGGUGUCUAGGGCAGAAAAGGCACAUGCCAUGGCCCUGACCCUGGGCCAGACCUCCCUGGCUGCCUUCAACGAGUUUAAGAGGCUGAAGAGGCAAAGUGACUUCAGGAGGGGGCAGCAGGAGCUUCUGGGCAGCUCUGUAGUGCCCCUGAUGCCCAAGAGGAAGCUUCUGAAUGGAACUUGCCCCUAUCACCCAUCGGCAGAGAGGACCAAGACUUACCCCAGGCUCAGCUCCAUCCUGGAGGAAGAGGAGGAUGCAGAGGAAGAGCGGGGCAGCCCGGGGCAGAAUUUCACUGCCCAGCAGGAGAGGGACACGAUUUUGGAACUGGCCAAUGAGCUGAGGAGGCUGAGCAUCCAAAGAGCCCUGUGCAAAAACCUCAGCUGUGCCUACAAGCCCCCCACCCAGCUCUGGAAGUGCCCCCUCAGGACUAUAUGCUGAUACUGCACUGUGGGGGUAACCAAGAUGCACAGUAGAUGGGGGGCAACUGGUGUCAGAGACUGCCCCCCCAUGGGAGGUUAUCCAUUCUAUUUAAUUCAGGAUCAGGUGCAGAUAAAUCCUCAUCUGCUGCAGAACAUCUUGGGCAGGGGAGCUACCAAUCUGCUUUCCUUCAAUUAGAUUGCCAGCUCUUCUCCCCAUGUGUUAUUAACUAUACCGCUGCCAGCUCACUCCCCAUCACCAUGCGCCAGGGGUUGGUAUCUGGAUCAGGGAGAGACAUUGGAGGCGACUUUGCCUUCCCGCAGAUGGAUCUGGAUCUAUAUAUAUACGAUAUUGAUGAUUAUUUAUUUAUUAUGUAAAUAAAUUAACCCUUCAUAA